AUGUGUGAAGCGUGUCCCGCCGUAGACGCCGAGUCCCACACGGAUGUGUUGAUCGUGGGCGCUGGCCCAUCUGGGCUAAUGGCCGCCUACUGGAUGGCGCGCUACGGUAUAAGAGCUCGGAUAGUUGACAAACGGCCCACGAAAGUAUUCACGGGCCAUGCGGACGGCUUGCGCAUGCGAACUCUGGAGCUUUUUGAUAGUAUGGGGAUCCAGCACCGUGUCGACCACGAGGCCCAAUCUGCGGUAGAUGUGAACUUCUGGGUUCCUGGGGAGAAGGGACAAUUGAUGCGACAGGGCCCCAUUACUCCGGGUCAAGCGCAUCAUUCUCCUUUCCACCAUAUGCUAUUGAGCCAGGCACGUAUCGAGGACUUCAUCCUGGACAGUAUACGGGAGCAUUCGGAUAUCGAGGUGGAGCGUGGGGUUAUAGCAGAAUCGUUCCACUACGACGAGACCCCCGGCGAAGACCCCAAUGCUUACCCUAUCACGGUGCAGCUCCGGAGAAUCCUUGAUGAUCCGCAAGAAAAAGGCCAGGGCUCGCAAGCCAGCCAUUCGACGAAGCCAAGCGGUUUUGAUCAAAGUAACGUGCCCCCCGAAGAUCACAACAAUCUCGCUGAACAGAACCAGAAAGCGCAUGUGCCAAAUGAGACUGUUAGGGCGAAGUAUAUCAUUGGCUGCGAUGGCGCUCAUAGCUGGACAAGGGGACAAUUAAAUAUCCCGUUUGAAGGGGAGAGCACCGAGCAUGUGUGGGGCGUUAUAGACACGAUACCCAUCACGGACUUCCCGGACAUUCGACGUCUUUGCACAGUCACGAGUCCGCAUGGCACGAUUCUCGUCAUCCCACGCGAAAAACAACUCGUGCGUCUGUACGUUCCAGUUCAGAUCAUGGACGAAGAGAAUGGGCGGUUCGACCGGUCGAAGAUCACUCCCGAAGCGAUCAAAGCACGCGUCCAGGCGAUUCUGGCCCCUUACAAAUUCGACUAUCAGAUCCUCGACUGGUGGACCGCAUACCAGAUUGGCCGACGAAUCGCCCCGAGCUUUUCGCGGUGGAACCGGGCGUUCAUCGCGGGCGACGCCGUACACACGCAUUCGCCUAAAGUGGGACUCGGGAUGAACAUGAGCAUGCAGGAUGGGUUCAAUAUUGGGUGGAAGGUGGCUCUGGUGGUUUCCGGGGCCGCGGAUCCUUGUAUCCUCCAGACUUAUCACGAAGAACGGCAUCGUCUCGCAGAGUUGUUGCUUGAAUUUGACAAACUCUGGGCAGGCAUGUUUACUCAAGAGAAUAAGCCCGCUGCCAGAGGUGCCCAAGGGAAGACAGAAAGCAUGAUGCAGGUCGUGGAGCAGUUCCAGGAUUUUGCAGACGGCAUCAAAGCUUUCUACGGCGAAAGCCCUCUGGUCUGUAAACAAAGCGGAGGGGUGAAUCUCACCACAUGCAACUUGAUCCCUGGAGAGAGAGUACCCCCAGUCAAACUUCGCAUGCAGGCGGAGGGAAACAACGUCUGGACAACACGGCUCUUCGAGAGUAAUGGCCAGUUCAAGCUCGUUGUGUUGGCCGGUGAUGUUCGCGAGGUAGCACAGAAACAGCGCCUUGAAACCUUGAGUGCAUUCCUAUCCCGCUCCGAGCCACCGAAUAGCUCGCUCUUGACCAGAUAUAGCUCGAUAAGGGGACGCUCCAAAUCACUCGUGGAUGUUUUGACCGUCCAUAGUGCCCCCUGGCCAGACACAGAAUUCUUCCACUUUCCAGAGGCCCUCCGGCCCUUAGAUCCUGUGUUUGGAUGGAGUUAUGGCAAAAUCUGGUGCGAUGAUUCUUGCAGCUGGGACCGCGACUGCGAUGGCAGGGCAUAUGAGAAAUGGGGAGUUGACCGAAAACGUGGCGCUGUUUUCAUUGUUCGCCCCGAUCAGUACAUCGGUUGGGUGGGCGAGUUCGAGGACAUUGAGAAGGCAACUAAGUAUUUCGAUGGCUUUCUAAAAACUUCGAAGGGCGAAUGA
Molecule: messenger RNA, 1983 nt
Organism: Penicillium chermesinum
Lineage: Eukaryota; Fungi; Ascomycota; Eurotiomycetes; Eurotiales; Aspergillaceae
Product: putative phenol 2-monooxygenase
Exons: 5
Coding region: 1-1983 (660 amino acids)
Molecular function (GO): FAD binding
Source: RefSeq, a predicted model, not a curated record